AUGCCCAUCAUCGGCUCCGCGUGGUUCAGUAUCGGGUCGUUCUUAUUGUUCAACUCGGUCGUAAACUACUUGCCAGACGCCUAUCCGAAUGUUGCAGCUUCAGCCCUUGCGGGCAAUGAUUUUUUCAGAAGCGUCUUUGGUGCGGGGUUCCCGUUGUUCGCAAACGAAAUGUAUACCAAAUUGGGGGCUGCAUGGGCGAGUUCGCUUCUGGGAUUUUUGCCGAUUCUGUUCAUCCCUAUCCCUAUCAUACUAUACAAGGUAAGUCGCCACAAGUCUGCUAAAUGGUUUGCCAUAUCGCUGAUUGCAGACACAGGUCGGUCCGAAGCUUUGCAGAGAGUACAGCAGACAUGCGCGGAAGAAUAUCUAGAGUGA
Messenger RNA from Colletotrichum paranaense, 372 nucleotides. Its product is annotated as benomyl/methotrexate resistance protein. Gene Ontology annotation, molecular function: fluconazole transmembrane transporter activity. NCBI's taxonomy places the organism in Eukaryota, Fungi, Ascomycota, Sordariomycetes, Glomerellales, Glomerellaceae. Bases 1 to 372 code for a protein of 123 amino acids. The transcript has a single exon. Gene Ontology annotation, cellular component: plasma membrane. Gene Ontology annotation, biological process: xenobiotic detoxification by transmembrane export across the plasma membrane. The record is from RefSeq and is a predicted model, not a curated record.